Molecule: messenger RNA, 1191 nt
Organism: Eimeria tenella
Lineage: Eukaryota; Apicomplexa; Conoidasida; Eucoccidiorida; Eimeriidae
Product: TPR domain-containing protein, putative
Exons: 6
Coding region: 1-1191 (396 amino acids)
Biological process (GO): proteasome-mediated ubiquitin-dependent protein catabolic process; cellular response to misfolded protein; positive regulation of proteolysis
Cellular component (GO): cytoplasm
Molecular function (GO): ubiquitin protein ligase activity; protein-folding chaperone binding
Source: RefSeq, a predicted model, not a curated record
AUGGAGUCCUUCUUUCAAGCAGCAUUGAAUUCCGUCCUUGAGGCGGCAGGAGGGGGCAGCAGAACCAGCAGGACCAGUAGUAGCAGCAGUGAUAGCAGCAGCUCUGGAUCUAGCAGACUACCUAGUCGCACAAGUACAGCCGAUGGAAUCCCUAGCCGUGCUGGCGGAAAUCUGUGGAGGCCCGGCCGUUCUUCACAACGAGCGGCAUCAACUCCUACCGUGUCUGGGGCCCCUGCAUCUUCCCAAGGGCCUCAAUGUGAAACGGCCAGUGAGGUGCCAGCCCAGAGGGGGCGACCUGGAGGCAGUCAGCCAGCCCGAACGGAGAAGAAUAGCAGCAGUAGCAGCAGUAGCGGCAGCGCACCAAAAGACCCCAACAUUCCUGCAAAACCUGGAGCUCCAGCUGAAAAAUCCCAGAUUCGUAAUCGAGAGGCGGCAGACCGGCUGAAGGAUCUUGGUAACGAAAGCUUUAGGCGGGGAAUGUAUGGUUUGGCAGCAGAGUACUAUUCAAAAGCUAUUGAGGCAGAUGGCACCGUGGCCUCGUAUUUUACAAACAGAGCCCUCUGCCAUAAGCGCGAAAAACGCUAUCCGGAAGCGUUGCAAGAUGCAGAGGCAGCUCUUGCACUUGAGGAAGCUAAUGUGAAGGGACUGUAUAUUAAAGGCGACGCGCUCGUGCAGCUUGGGGACUAUGAUGCUGGAGUCAACUUACUGGAGAAGGCGCAGACAGCGUCGUCGUCAGGGUCUGGCCGAGCAGCCCACGAAAUCCGCCACUCUCUAUUAAACGCCAAAAAGCUUCGACACGCGCGCCACUGUAGGCAACGAAGGGCCGACCGUAAGGAUCUCGAAGCAUUUCUGAAGGAGUGCAUCGAGCUAGCGGCAGAGCAUCGGCAAUUGUCCAGAGGAGAAGUUGACUCAAGACUGGCGCAGCUAGAGCAUCUUGUAGCCGAGGCAACAGAGGCAGAUACGCCUUUUGAAAUUCCCGACUUUCUCACGUGCAGGAUCUCAAUGGGCCUAAUGGACGAACCGGUCGUCACGCCCAGCGGCAUCACUUACGAACAUAAACUUCUUCUGGAGCAUCUACACCGAAAUGGUCCCACAGAGCCACUAACCAGGGAACCAUGCGAUGCGAAACGAUUGGUCCCAAACUACGCCAUCAGAGAAGCAACAACAUGGUUUCUAGAGAGGCAAGUAUAA